CGCAAUUCCGUUUGCGAACGGUGAUACUCCCUUCUAUCUUUUUUUCCUUCUCUUUUUUAUUUCGUUCUCUCGGACUCUCGACAGUCGUUUAAGAGGAUAUUGGACGCCAUUGAACGUUUGGUUCUGUUCCCAGCCGGCGCGGAGGACACAGUGAAUAGUCGUGCGCGCGUGUUUGCCAGUCGACGUACAGGUCGAAACGCAAUCCUGCCCGCGGGGUAGUAUGGGGGAGUGCGGGAGAUAGAUCGUCUUCGGGGUAAUCUGGCGUUGACGUGACCUAGCCUAACGUAACUUUUGUUUGGGACAUCGGUGGCCCACCCACACCAUCAUCCCCCGCCGGCCAUCCCUCGUUCCCAAAGCUGGUGCUCGUGUGUGUGUACACUUUUCUGGAGUGUGUGCGACUGCUUCGACGGGGAACAACUUCGCGCGUCUACGCGGUGUAUGUGCUCCCGAGGGUUGUUCUUAGUGCAUCUGCAAUGUGAGCAUUCGGCACGUGGACGUCCCCGAUUCGCUCGGAGAACAACGUGCAGGAUAUCGGCAGCCUGGUUUCCAAGAAGCAGCCAAAGAUGCUGUGAGACAUUCGACGCGUAGCAAUCGGGUAUUCAAUGGAAUUCACACCCGGCGAUUGUAGCUGUAUAUGAAGCUGUUUCGGAUAUCGGCGAGAACACUCACCACCUUGCGGCCAUCACGAUGCCAGGAACGUGCUUGAUGACCGAUGCGGUCAGGAUCGUCGACAGUUAGUGAUGAGGAGGAGCAAGUUGUCGGCGUGCCGAUGGCUCAGGUCACCAGUAACAUGCCAGUUCUCGAUCACAGACCAGACCCAGGUCCUCUUCGAGGACUUCUCAUCGGCGUUUUCGUUCUGUUGUACCUGCCACGGUGUCACUGCUAUGGCUCAGGACAAUGUACCGCGGCGCUGGGUAUGGAGAAUGGCGAAAUCCCCGAUGAAGACAUAUCGGCCAGUUCUAUGUACGAUCCCAGUCUUGGGCCGAAACAUGCCAGGCUGAGACAAGACAAGGGCGGCGGCGCCUGGUGCCCGAAAAAUAUGGUCACGAAGGAGGGCAAGGAGUACUUGGAGGUGAAUCUGCACAACCCACGUGUACUAACGUCUACCAGGACCCAGGGUAGAUACGGGAACGGCCACGGGGUCGAGUACACCGAAGAGUACUUCGUCGAAUAUUGGCGACCCGGGUUCAACAAGUGGGUGCGAUGGAGAAAUCGACGUGGCAUGGAGCUUCUAGCGGGCAACAAUAAUCCUUACACAGAGGAAAAGCAGAUCUUCGACCCGGCGAUCGUGGCUACAAAGGUCCGUUUCAUCCCUUACACCUCCCACAUGCGCAUGGUAUGCUUACGGGUGGAGCUUUAUGGCUGUCCAUGGACCGAGGGUCUGGUGUCGUAUUCCAUGCCCCAAGGAAUUAAGAGGGGUUCGGAGGUUGACCUUUCAGACAGGACGUACGACGGCAGGGAGGAAGGAGGUUACCUCUCGGGGGGGCUCGGUCAACUUGUCGACGGGCAAAAGGGUCCUGACAACUUCAGAUUGGACGUCAGUGGUAACGGGAAAGGAUACGAAUGGGUCGGUUGGAGAAACGACACGCCCAGUAUGCUUGGACAUCCCGUUGAAAUAACUUUCGAAUUCGACUACUCUAGGAACUUCACUGCCAUACACUUGCACACGAACAACUAUUUCACCAAGGAUGUGCAGGUCUUUUCUUACGCGAAGGUUUAUCUUGGCGCGGGUGGAAACCAGUUCAACGGAGAGCCGGUCCAGUUCUCCUACAUACCGGAUCUGGUGUUGGAGCAGGCACGUGAUGUUACCAUAAAGCUUCACUCACGUGCAGGUCGCUUCCUGAAACUGCAGCUGUAUUUCGCGGCGAGGUGGAUCAUGCUCAGCGAGAUUAUCUUCGAAUCGGUAAUCUCCGAAUGGAACAACACCGACGAUGAAGAGCCGAGGAACAAGAGUGCCAUUGUAUCGGCGACUGGCAGCCCCUAUCAGAAUAACGAGGGUCCAUUGCAGAGAGACGAAGUGAAGGCCACUUUUAAUAAGGAGGAAAACAACGAUAAUGCCCUUCCAGAGAAAAGCAAGGAGCCAGAGUCCAAGCAAUUCGUCGGCCUGGUCAUCGGGAUCCUGACUACUGUGAUCGUGAUGCUACUGGCCGCGAUCAUGUUUAUUUUCUACAGGAAUCGAAGACUCAAGGCUGCCCUCGCACCGUCUACGUUCUACGAUCAACACGGCGAUCUGAAGGUCUCCGUGCAGGAGGAGGGUGAGGACAAGGGACCAAUUUGCCCUCCGCUUCCGGCGCAGUACCACGCGGCUGCCUACACCACGACGACACCGCAACUACACAAAACUAUCACGGAUUACAGCGGGAUCACGGAGGCGCAGCCGGUUAUUCCGCUCUUGCUGAACACGGCGAUCAAUCUUGCCAGGCCAAUUCCGCCGGUUCAAGAAUAUCCAUCUAAUCCGCCACCCAUACCACCGCCGCCGGAAAAGUAUUACGCCAGUACGGAGAUCUGCAAGAAUUCCCUGCCGCCGUUGCCGCCGUCGCCGACACCCAGCACGCCACCGCCAAUGAGCGCGAAAGCCUCCAGUAGCAUGACAAGCUACAGUCCCGAGGAUAUGCUUACAGAAGAGGAAGACGAGGUGCCCGAGUGCAUCUUAGACUUCCCCAGGGAGAAGCUCAACAUCGUUGAAAACCUCGGCUGCGGAUACUUCGGCGACGUUCACAUUUGCGAGGUCGACAGGUUUCCCGGAUACGACGAAGUUUUCCGGAACACCAGCAGCGACCUCGUGAUCGUUAAGUCCCUGAGACCUGGAUCCUCGGAUGCGCUUAGGAUAGAAUUUCAACAGGAGGCAAAAAGAGCGGCACGUUUGACCGAUCGGAAUGUCGCGCGGCUACUAGGCGCCAGCCUCGAAGACGACCCCAUGUGCAUCGUAUUGGAAAACGGCGAGUACGGGGAUUUGAAUCAAUAUUUGCAGAGCCACAUCGCUGAAACGUCCACCGUGCACACUGCCAAGACACUCAGUUUCGGCACGUUGGUUUACAUGGCCACGCAAAUAGCAUCCGGUAUGAAACACCUCGAGGAAAUGGACUUCGUGCAUCGGGAUCUCGCCACAAGAAACUGCUUGGUGAGCCGUGGUUACACGGUGAAGGUAUCGGAUCUGGGUUCUGGAAGAAGCGCCUACGCAGCUGACUACUUUCGAGUCGAUGGUCGACCACCACUGCCAAUUCGAUGGAUGGCCUGGGAAUCCAUGCUGAUGGGAAGACACACGUCGAAAAGCGACGUUUGGGCUUUCGCGGUGACGCUCUGGGAAAUUCUAACAUUCGCGCGGGAGCAACCGUUCGAGGAGCUCCCCGACCAUCGCAUCGUCGAGAACGCGACUUAUUUUUACCAAGAGGACGAGAGGAGGAUCAUCCUCCCGUUGCCCAAGAACUGUCCCAAGGACGUCUACGACCUGAUGCGCGAGUGUUGGCAACGUAACGACGUGGAUCGACCGAAUUUCCGCGAGAUCCACCUGUUCCUUCAACGAAAGAAUCUCGCUUAUAAGCAUAGCGACACGAACGACACCUGAUACAGAGAACUAGAAGGCUGGAACCUCAUCCGGCUUUCUAUGAUCGGCGAGCUGAAUGGAAAUUGGUGGCACAGCCCUUCGACGACCAAGUUACACCAAGUCAGACCAAGUUAGUACCUAGGGUGGCCCACCGUUCGAGAUGACGAUCGAUGAAUCGUCUUGGAUUGAAAGGUAAAUCGUCGGUAAAUUGGUCACGUUCAUCCAUCAACGCGGAGACUGAUCGAGUCGUUCUCCGUUUUGGAAACGUAUCCGAGAACCGAUCCUUGACGUUGAGCGCUAUCAUAGUAUACGUUGGCGUAUAUACCAUGAUAGAUCUUCUAUUCCGUGGUGCCACUCGUGGUGAAAUUUUCAGCAGUCAGCAUACUAAUUCCAUAUCGAUGUCUCACUUUCACGACUGUAUCGUGAUUCGAUCGGUCGAUCCAGGAGAAUCGUGUCUCAAACAUUUGUAAAUCGUGUUCCUUCGAACGUUCGUUGCGUACUUUUCGAUCACUGGGUACGCGGAGGGAAUCGUCUAGAUCAGUGUUUCCCGAAUUUGUACAUGGAACGCUGGUGUUCCAUGAAAAAGCGUAGAUAACGUUUAAGAAAAUAAGGUAAAAUAAAUUUUGCAUACUUGCAGCGUAUAGCACUUUCAUAUUGUUGUAGUAUUUAAUAUUAUUUUCUUUUCAAUUAUUAAUGUACUAACAUAUUAAUCGUAACGAAGAGGUAACAGUGUAUCGAUGUAUGGUUACUACAAGAAAAAUGUACAAAGUAGUGACAUUCAUUAUUAUUAAUUAAAAAUCAUCGUUAUGCAAACAUAGCUUGAAUUUUCAACGGAUUUGAUCGUUUUCAUGUAUGUAUUUUUAUUUUGAUGUUACUUUCGAAGAUGAAAUUUAUUAGUUUCGUGAUUCUCACAUCGAGAAAUGAGUGCAAACGUACUGUAAAUAGAUUGCGAGAUGUAAAGUGUCCCCGUGGCAAAAAAGUUUGGUAAACGCUGAUCUGCACGAUGAUUUCGUGUCACGACGUCCGGCACGAAAUGGAACGUUCCUAUCGUGGGCCAAUAGAUAGAGAGCACGUUCGAUAAAUCGCACAUACGCUAUCCUGAAAUUGAUACUGUCGGCAAACAAGCUUAUGAUACCCACCACAACGGCACUCGCGUCACGUUCAGAAUACACGCGGUCAGGACUUUGAAAAUUGUCGAAGACGCAUCCUUUUCUUCGCCCAGAGAUGGGUCAAAUUCUCACGUAUUAAACGAAUAAACAUAAUAUUCGACCUGUCGUUUGUUCGAUACAAAUCACAAACUGAAAUUAUAGAUGGAAUCAAAUUACGUGUCACAUUGAACAAACAACAGCUUGUCUGGAUACAGUCGAAUAAAUGUUGCGAGUAAUUCGCUACUUAGAGCCUUUAUUCGCUCGUUUAUCGUUCGAAUAAAAUUCUGCGCAUCUCUGUCCACGCAAAGUCUACACUUCGCUUCUUUACCUCGAGAAACGCGGGUGUUCGAGAACUGAAAGGAAGCAAUUUCUAAAUGGUAAUAACAAGACUAACAAUUUGUUCGAUAAAUCGGUGAUAAGCUAUCUGUUGGUUGAUCCUUCUUGAAACUAGUGAUGUUAAUGUACGUUUCUAACGAAUCGAGUUGAAAGAUAAUUCAGUGCGACGGUAAGACACCCGAGGGUAUUUGUA
Messenger RNA from Hylaeus anthracinus, 5221 nucleotides. It is a transcript of the gene Ddr, whose product is annotated as discoidin domain-containing receptor 2-like. Bases 713 to 3565 code for a protein of 950 amino acids. NCBI's taxonomy places the organism in Eukaryota, Metazoa, Arthropoda, Insecta, Hymenoptera, Colletidae. The transcript has 21 exons. Gene Ontology annotation, molecular function: collagen binding; protein tyrosine kinase collagen receptor activity; ATP binding. Gene Ontology annotation, biological process: multicellular organism development; cell surface receptor protein tyrosine kinase signaling pathway; positive regulation of kinase activity. Gene Ontology annotation, cellular component: signaling receptor complex. The record is from RefSeq and is a predicted model, not a curated record.